Molecule: messenger RNA, 1665 nt
Organism: Arctia plantaginis
Lineage: Eukaryota; Metazoa; Arthropoda; Insecta; Lepidoptera; Erebidae
Source: the annotation of a GenBank genome assembly
AUGCGGCCCGCGCUCGCCGCGAUCGCGGCUUGCAUCGUAGUUGUGCGCGCCGAGCCGUCUGCGCGCCUCAUCCCGCGCAAUACUACACCUCAACACGUCCUUUCAUGUAGCGAUGGGCUCGUUCUCCCCGCGUGGAAACCCCUCGAAGAUGUGCCGACCCUCGAAAUUGCCUUUCGCGGCGUUAUUUACUUUUUAGCUCUCAUGUACCUCUUCAUUGGAGUUUCAAUCGUUUCUGAUAGAUUUAUGGCCGCUAUAGAAGUUAUCACUUCGAGAGAGAAAGAGGUGCGCGUACGACGAAAUGGCAGCGAACAGAUUGUUGUUGUUAGAGUUUGGAAUGAGACCGUUGCUAAUUUAACUUUGAUGGCUUUAGGAUCCAGCGCACCUGAGAUCUUAUUAUCUGUCAUUGAAAUAGCAGGCAAGAAUUUUGAAGCUGGUGAUUUAGGUCCAGGAACCAUUGUUGGAUCAGCCGCUUAUAAUUUGUUUGUCAUCAUAGCCAUCUGUGUAAGUGUAAUACCAGAUGGAGAAGUAAGGAAAAUCAAACAUCUGAGAGUGUUUCUAGUGACAGCGACGUGGUCCAUUUUUGCUUAUGUAUGGCUCUAUCUUAUAUUAGACGUAAUAUCACCCAGUGAAGUUGAAAUGUGGGAAGGUGCUGUCACGUUUCUUUUCUUCCCAGCUACGGUUUUGACGGCAUAUAUUGCAGACCGACGGUUGCUAGUUUACAAAUAUCUGAAAAAAGGAUAUCGCGUAAAUGAGCGAGGAGUUAUAGUUGAGGGUGAGGGUGAUGGUUCAGUUGAAAUGGCUCUUAAACCGAGUGGAGAUGAGUUUGCUUCGGAUGAUGAAGAAGGCAGGGAAAUUGAAAAAUCUAGAAGAGAAUACGUAACAGUACUGCGUGAAUUAAGAAGACAACAUCCAGAAGAAGAUUUAGAAACAGUUGAAAGGAUGGCAUUGGAAACUUUGAUGUCAAAAGGUCCCAAGUCAAGAGCGUUUUAUAGAGUAGCAGCUACUCGGAAAAUGACUGGUGGAGGAGAUUUCUCUAGAAAAAUUUCAGAACGAGCUCAAAGUGAUCUUAGCGAAGUGAAAGCAGAAUUACAGCGACGGGAGUCAGGAACACCAACUCUCGAACCACGUGGGCCAAACGUUCGUUUUGAUCCAGACCACUACACAGUUAUGGAAAAUUGCGGAUCGUUUGAUGUAAGAGUCAUUAGAGCCGGUGAUUUAAACGGCGAAGUAACUGUUCAUUAUACUACUGAAGAUGGAACAGCAGAAGCUGGGUCAGACUACAUAGCGGCGCAAGGAGCCUUAGUCUUUCGGCAAGGAGAGACGGAAAAGACCUUUAGCGUUCAAGUAAUAGAUGAUGACGUCUUCGAAGAAGAUGAGCAUUUUUACGUACGCUUGAAAACUCCUAGAGGUGCUACUUUAGCGUCACCAUCUACGGCCACUGUAGUGAUUUUAGACGAUGAUCAUUCUGGUGUGUUUUCUUUUCCUACGCGUGACUUUGAACUCACAGAAUCUGUAGGGACCUUUGAUUUGAAAGUCGUGAGAACGGCGGGUGCCCGCGGCAAGGUCAGGGUGCCAUACUGGACAGAAGAUGGUACUGCGAAGAACGGGGUGCAAUACGAAGCCGCACAAGGCCACAUUGUGUUCGAAAACAACGAAACUGAGUAA